AUGCUGUUCCUAGAUAAUUUGACGGACAAUAUAGAGUAUAACCUGCAACAGUAUGCUGCAAUGACGCAGGCUCAAUUAUUAAGUGCUCCUCAUCUACAGCAACAACAGCACAGCAACAAUGAUAGACAACAAAGUAGCACACAAUCUUCGCCCAUGAGUCAUCUUCAGGAUCCAAGCCAUGCAUUCAACUUGGCCUAUCAACCAUUCCCUUUGAUUCGUAUGGCUCCUCCUCAGCUACAUCAACCAACAUUGGCAAAGGAUCUCUCUCCUUCAACCACUUCAACCACUUUGACAAGCCUGGAUCUAGGCAUGAAUGAUAAAUCGGUUCGGCCCACUCGAGUUACUCGGCCACCCAAUGCUUAUUUGUUGUUCAAUAAAGAGAUGAGAAGAGUUCUGAAAGAUCAAGAUCCCACAAUGAAGGUUGCUGAUAUCAGUAAAGAAGUAGGGUUUCGUUGGAAGAACAUGCCCAAGGAACAAAAGGAGCAGUAUGUAAAUCAAGCCAACAAGAUCAAAGAAGAGCAGAGAGCAUUGCAUCCCAACGCAAUGUACAUUCGUCGUUCCAGAGCAGAGUUAUUGAAAGCAGGCCAUUUCACAAAAGGGAACCCAGAUCAACCACCAGACUCGCAUUCCAAACGUAAACGGCCUAAACGAGACAAGAACACAACUACACCCAAACAUCCAUUAUCUGCUUAUAUGUGGUAUUUGACAGAGGUCAGGCCAGAUGCCAUGCGCCAGUAUCCCGGCUCCAAUGUUGGGCAGAUCAGUAAACUAUGCGCUGAUCGAUGGAAUGUCAUGUCCGAAGAAGCCAGGCUACCUUGGAAAACCAAAGCACAAGUUGACAAAGACCGUUACGCAAGGGAGAUGCAAAUAUAUGCUAUACAAAAUGAUCAUGCAUUAGGUCGUGGCACAAGACAAAAGUAUCGUUCUGCUGCCGCUGCUCUCAGGAGAGAUACAGCGGCCACCACCACCACCACCUCAACCACCUCAACCACAACUGAUGUCUUUUUAGAUCCUCUCUUUUAUAACAAUACAGUUAGUACAACAGGAAAACCGCCAUCUUUUUUAUCUGCUCCAACGGAUCCAACAAGUCUACUUCGUACCACAUUGCCGAUGGCGCAUCACACAUUGAAUCCCCAUGCCCUACUUCAACAACAGCAGCAGCAACAGCAUCAUCAGCAUUCCAAUAACCCUAGCGCAAGCACAUCUACCUCCUCAACUUCCACAUCCACACAUUCCUCCUCGUCAACGGUUGCAACAGUGUAUAGUGAUCAUCGUCAUUGUUAA
Molecule: messenger RNA, 1284 nt
Organism: Mucor velutinosus
Lineage: Eukaryota; Fungi; Mucoromycota; Mucoromycetes; Mucorales; Mucoraceae
Exons: 2
Coding region: 1-1284 (427 amino acids)
Molecular function (GO): DNA binding, bending
Source: RefSeq, a predicted model, not a curated record